Molecule: messenger RNA, 1678 nt
Organism: Asparagus officinalis (garden asparagus)
Lineage: Eukaryota; Viridiplantae; Streptophyta; Magnoliopsida; Asparagales; Asparagaceae
Product: protein PIN-LIKES 5-like
Exons: 11
Coding region: 199-1446 (415 amino acids)
Biological process (GO): endoplasmic reticulum to cytosol auxin transport
Cellular component (GO): membrane
Source: RefSeq, a predicted model, not a curated record
AUCAGAUGUUAACCUGGUUAGUCUUUAUAGCCUGCAACAUAAGCUAUAUAUUUGUCCCAUAUUCCGUAGAUAUUGGAUACUCAAGUUUUCAUAUCUCCCAUAUAUCUCUCUAGAAAGGAAGCUGACAUAAGUUCAAAAUACACUCUGUAAGCCUUCACAAAACCUAAGAAGAAGAAGAAGGAGAAGAAGAGAUCAAGGAUGGAUUUCUUCUCCCUGCUAGUGGUGGCAUUGAUGCCAGUCCUCCAGCUUCUGCUAAUAUGUCUUGUCGGAGCAAUUCUAGCAUCAGAGAGCAUCAACAUCCUCCCCCCAAGUGCCCGAAAAUAUACAAAUAAGAUUGUGUUCUCUGUGUUUGCUCCAGCUCUCAUAUUUGGUAGCCUAGCGAAAACUAUCACAGCCGAGGAGAUUAUAUCUUGGUGGUUUAUGCCCGUUAACAUUGGGUUUACCUUCUUGAUCGGGGGAAGCCUGGGAUGGGUAGCAGUAAAGAUCUUGAGACCAGAGAAACAUCUUGAAGGCCUUAUCAUUGCCAAUUGCUCUGCAGGAAAUCUGGGAUAUAUGCUGCUCUUAAUCAUCCCUGCGGUCUGCAAAGAGGAUGAGAGUCCAUUUGGGGAUUCUAGCAUAUGUACUACCAGAGGACUAGCCUACAACGCACUAUCUAUGGCGCUUGGAGGUCUUUACAUAUGGACUCACACAUACAGUCUGAUGAAAAAUGCUGGUGCAAUUAUUGAGAGGAGCAGAACAGGUGGGGUAUCAGAAAGGAUAACGUUAAGCAAUUCAGAUGCAGAUAUGGAAUCUCACUUGAUUGAAAAGGAGAAUGAAGAAGUUGUUAGUACUUCAUCAAUGAAAGCUGAAGACGACCGAACUAUUGUACAAUUGUUACCUAAUGGAAAGCUCAAAGGAAAGAUUGUGAACUUUUGGGGGAAAAUACAUGGAAGUCUUCACCUAAUUGUCGAGGAACUCAUGGCACCUCCAACUAUUGCUGCAAUAUCUGGCUUUAUAGUCGGAGUGGUACCCUGGUUAAAAUCACUUAUUAUUGGAAGCACUGCUCCCUUCAGAGUUAUCGAAGAUUCACUUAAACUUUUAGGAGAUGGCACAAUACCGUGCAAUAUUCUCAUUUUAGGAGCAAACUUAACCAAUGGACUACGCAGAUCAACUUUGCCGCCUUUUACAAUCCUAUCCAUCAUUAUUGUUAGGUAUAUUGCCCUUCCAAGUGCUGGGAUUCUAGUAGUAAAAGGAGCCAGCAAAUUUGGUUUCCUGCCUCAAGAUCCACUGUAUCAAUAUGUGCUACUACUACAAUUUGCUCUCCCACCUGCAACAGCUAUUGGUAUCAUGGCUGAGCUAUUCGAUGUUGGACAACAAGAGUAUUCUGUUAUCUUCCUGUGGACGUACUUAGUUUACACUCUUGCACUCACAUUUUGGUCAACAGCGUUCAUGUAUAUCUUAGCUUAGAUCCUGGAAAUGAAGCAAAAAAUUUUGCUAGGGAGAAGUAAAGUUCUUAGGACCAUUCUUCUUUUUAUCGUACGUAUAUCACCCUAGAUUGAAGAAAUCCGAAGUCAGAUAUGUUUGUAAUAUGUGAUUGUAUCUAGUAAGCUUGCUCUGGAAGGAGAAGCUCCGACCAAGAGCAUGACACUAAAAAUUUCGAGUUUGUAAUUCCUCUGUUCUAUGAAAAAAGUUUGUAAUA